AUGUCGUUGUUCACAUGGUUCGCACAACGCGCAGGGGGAUUAAGUAUGAUCACGCUAAGUGCUCUCUGCUAUUGGGUCAUAUACCACGAUGCCUCUCUUGAACAAUACCGAAAUGAAGGCAAACAGCCUGCCUCCCAAUAUCCUUCAGAUUCUGCCAUAGGUGCUGGUAUUUGGAGCUUCUUCUUCGCAUAUUACUGCCUUUUUGUUCAUAUACUGGUUUGCAUUUUCCCUCUCCGAGCCUGCUGGACUAUCUGGACUCUCACCCAAUCCAUGAAAAGAGCAGCGCGUAGCGAUUCAUUACUUGAUCUGAAAAAGCUCGCUUCACGUCGGGACUCCUAUACUUCCGUGUCGAGCUCCGAGACUCUCAGAUCCAGUCCAGACAGUCCAGCUUCCUCCACUACCAGUGAAGCCGGCGAUUACGAUCCUGAAUAUUACACAGACGGCGUGCCGGGAGCUUAUGACAACGUCGUUCAUGUCAUCAUCAUUCCAAACUACAAAGAAGAGGUUGGCACACUCAGGGAGACCCUCGAUGUUCUGUCAUCCCAUCCUCAGGCUCAUUAUUCAUAUGAUGUCUAUCUUGGAAUGGAACACAGAGAGAGUAGCGCCGAAACGAAGGCUCUUGGACUGAUACAGGAGUUCGCGAAGAAGUUCAGAUUCCUUGACUUCACACUUCACCCAUCAGAAAUCCCGGGUGAAGCCGCUGGCAAAGGCAGCAAUCUCGCAUGGGCUGCUCGCAAGCUGAGCGAGAGGUACUCAGAAGCCGUGAGGAAGAACGUUAUAAUCACUGGUAUUGAUGCCGAUAGCCAUCUUUCAUCGAACUACUUUACCCUUCUGACAAAUAUGCACUUAUCCUAUUCCGAAACCGCAUUGACUACCAUCUACUCGGCUCCUAUUAUUUUCGACAGGAACGCACAUUGUGUUCCGUCUCUUGUCCGUGUUGCUGAUAUACUCUGGGGCGCUGCUGGUAUGUCUGGCUUGUACCCUGGGUCUUCUAUUUCUCCGCCUACAUCCGUCUACUCUCUUCCUCUAGAUUUGGUUGACCGGGUUGGCGGAUGGGAUUGUGGCAGCGAGGCCAUCGGUGAGGACCUGCAUAUGUAUAUCAAGUGUUUUUUCGCCCUCAAUGGCAACUUAACCAGUCGAGUCAUCUAUAGCCCUGUCAGCCAAAGUAACGUCACGGGAGGUGGAGGGCUACUGAACGACACUCGCGCUCGUUAUAAACAGGCUCUUCGUCAUAUGUGGGGUGCUCUUGAUACUGGCUUUGCGCUUCGUAAACUGGUUCAGCUGUGGCAAGAUCGCAAGCAAACCUGCCGUUCCUAUCAACCCCUUCACUACACCAUCUCAGAUGCCGAUCAUCUUGCCUUUCCCGAAAGCUCCGCAAGCGAUGAGAACAGUGGUCAGGCCUAUGACAACGGCAUCUUCUCAAGCAUCCACAAGGAAACUAUUCAACACCCCCACUGGGAAAAUGUUUUCUAUAUGCUGCAUCGCCUUUUCGAAGCUCACUUUCUUCCCGUUCAUAUGGCUAUCCUGGUUCUUUCGUCAGCACUUUAUGUAAAGCUCACAGAAGGCAAUGGAGACCCACGAAGCCUGGCUUGGAUUUUUAGCUGGUGUAAUCUUGUUCGUAUUUACGGUUUCUUUCAAAUUGGGGUCUACGUGUCUCUAUACGAAAGUUUCCACCAGACAGGAGUCGCCAGCCGGGAGAGAGAAAUGGUCAAGGCUGGACUGGCAAACGGGAUGGACUUUUCCCGACGAUCUCUCAAGAACAACUGGUAUGACUACUUUGCGAUUCCCGUCGUCGCUCCUCUAUAUGGCACCAUACCCAGUGCUCAAGCUUUGAUUUGCCAGCUUUGGGACCAAGACCUUGUUUAUACUAAAUGCUGUCGUCGUGGCCCCUGGGGUCUUGACGUGCCAAGCAACAGUUUAUGA
This is a messenger RNA of Fusarium mangiferae, 1923 nucleotides long. RefSeq lists its product as uncharacterized. The transcript has 4 exons. The record is from RefSeq and is a predicted model, not a curated record. The coding region runs from base 1 to 1923 and encodes 640 amino acids. Lineage: Eukaryota; Fungi; Ascomycota; Sordariomycetes; Hypocreales; Nectriaceae.